AUGCAAGGACGAAUCGAAUUGUUGCACUGGAAGUCAAGAAAAGAGUACGGUUGGAAGGAGCAGAGCUGGAAGCGUACAAGAAGAAGAAAAUGCAAAAAGACAAGGAGGAAGCACGACGAAGGCUGGAAGAGCAAGAGAAGCGUCAGGCAGAAUUGCGUGGUUUUGACUCGGAUGACGACGAUGAGAUCAUGGCCAGCGCGCUGGUGGCGUGUUGAAGCGUUGUGUACGAAGAAGAAACGUGAAGAAGAACAGCAAGCAGCCGCUGCGGCUGCUCGGGAAAAUGGAGGUCCAUCGCCGGCCAUCACUUCCACUCCAAUGAUCGUUGAUCCGGCGCCGAUGAAAGAGGCCAUGUCUGAAGUCGAACCAGAAGACGAUCUUUGCAAUCCUGUUUGA
Messenger RNA from Ostertagia ostertagi, 393 nucleotides. The record is from the annotation of a GenBank genome assembly. Lineage: Eukaryota; Metazoa; Nematoda; Chromadorea; Rhabditida; Trichostrongylidae.